Molecule: messenger RNA, 10541 nt
Organism: Nasonia vitripennis (jewel wasp)
Lineage: Eukaryota; Metazoa; Arthropoda; Insecta; Hymenoptera; Pteromalidae
Product: ensconsin
Exons: 18
Coding region: 2426-6526 (1366 amino acids)
Biological process (GO): microtubule cytoskeleton organization
Cellular component (GO): microtubule cytoskeleton
Source: RefSeq, a predicted model, not a curated record
UUUAUUGAUUUCACAUUAAUUACAAAUUCAUUGACGAUAUAUAUGCAAUUUGAAUGUCAAGGAACUGACGCUCAUAUACAUCUGACUUCCUGAAAUCUAAGGUGAUGGUUAAAUUCCUUCCAGUUGAUAUGACAUUUUCGAAUUUUUUAUCGCCAAGUCUGCAAAAAUAUAAUAAAUUAUGACAUACAUACAGAUGUCUCAAAUUAUUUUAUUUUCAGCUCUAACUUUCAACUCACUUGUGCAGACGUUUCGAUUCAUUUACUUGAUUGCCAUCAUAGAUGUUCACAUUUAAAGCGUCAUCGACAAAAAAAUUUUUAGAUUUGUAUGAGAAUCCUUCAAAAGCUGUGAAAAUGUAGAGCAAUUCAUUGAUAUAAACGCGCUCACCCGGUCCUGCAUAAAUGAUCCAAGAGCAAUUAACUGGCAAAUUGUCCACUAUAUGUAAACUUAGAAUACGUGUGUGAUUUGAUAAGAUAUGCUGUUUGCCUGAAACCAUAUCAUUGUAAUGAAUAUAGAUAACAUUUGCAAUAGCAAAAAAUGUCGCUGUGUUUACUUACAAUCCAGAUCAGGACGUAAUAUAUAGGUGUCAUCUCUGCCUCGAGUCGAACCAACAGGAUAGCUGCAAUCAUUUUUAUUAAUUUUAUAGUAAUUAGUCAUUGGUAAAUACCAAAACGUUCUUUAUUAAGCUGUUAACUUUACCCUUUAUCUUCCCAUUUAACAUUAAAUCCGUACGACCUUUAAUAAUACAUAAUGCGUUGUUUAUUAUUAUUAUCAAUUAAUUAAUUUAAAAUUAAUGUUUGUUUUUAUCACUACUCACUUUUUGCUGAACGAUAGGCAUAAUAGAAUCAUACAAAGUAAUUUCGAACACAUUUUGAAGACCUAUGGUCAGCUUAUAGCAUGUAGACUGCUAUUGCGCUGUCUUCUUUGUAAUCGCUUUCCACACUGGAUCGAAACAGUAGGAAACUAUAUUUAUAUGAGCGGUUUAUCAUUUUUCAAUUUUAUCAAUUAACCUCGUUUCGUAAGAAUCGUGGUUUUUCCUAGUACAACACUGUAUUACAUAUAAAUUUAUAAAAGUCAGAUUUUAUUUAAAAUACAUGGUUAAUUUUUGAAUAUUGUUUAUAAGUAAACCAAAGAAAAAAUUUAUUUAUUCCGAUUGUCAAUUUAUUCCAUUUUAACGGGCCACCUACUAUGGCAGAAGAAUAUUCAGUGAACAGCAUCAUAAAGUUUCUAAUAUUAUUUAAAAUAAGGGUGACCGAUACGAAGCUGCCCUGCAGCUGAGAGGCAGUUGGCAACUUUAGGAAUAUUAAUUAUUUCUUCCCGCCUUUUUCUCUGAGCGCGUGGCGAGAUUUUUAAAUUUGCAUGAAAAUGCAUCGAGUCUAGGUCGGAUUUCGUCUUACUUUUUCUCUGGAAUUGGUUUUGAGCUUGAAUAAGAAGCUUUUCUCUCAUUUUAUGGAGCUGCGAAGUGUGAAUUUGUGCUGAAGUAGUGAGUCGUUAAAUGGUUUUUAACGUAGGAAAAUUUUAAAGCCAUUCGAAUGUCGUGAUGGUUCUUAGAAUCGGUAGUUUCAAUCUUAAAAUAGCUAGCAUCGGAAAAUUGAAAGAAAAAAAAAUAAUCAUCACUAUAGUAGCGCACUUACAUCCUACCGAAAGUCCACGUCUAUGCAGUAAGAGACCAUUUCACCGUGGUUUGUUGCGCAGCUUCGUCCGCUGGGAGACACUCGGAGAGGAAGAAAAAGCGAUUAUACGAGUUGUGUUCUGCGAGAAUUUGCGGCUCCACACGCAAGCUUUUAGCACCGAUCAACGGUCACAGCAUAGCUGUGGCAUAACUUUGCGUACAGGCACGCGUGGAUUUUCCGAGGGGGGAUCUCCCGUGGUCGCACAGACAAAUUUACGGCCAGGUCUGGGUGAAUGUCCGCCUGAUUGUGCGAUGGCUGUUUUGGCCUAUAGCUGGAUUAUGCAUUUUUCGCGAGGAUUGUGCUCCUGGCCUGUUGAUGGGUAUUUAUGGCGGCUGUAACUUUACUUGGAUAAAGAUGUAAGAAAUGCGAGCUGGGCGUAUUCUCAAGUUGUGAAUUUAUCGGUAUAGAUGGAAGCUUUAUAUUUGUAGUGCAUAAAUUAUAAUAUUGCUAUACCGUUUUAAUACCACAUUAGUACUGAUUCAAUGCUUGAUUCAAAGUAAUCAUCGAAAAACUUCAGCUCGUCCCAGCUAGAAAAUUUCGCUGAUCCGUAGCUCGCGUGAACCAUCGAGGAUUUCAGAAAAGUGAAAAACGUGACAAAAAAAAAUGCGAAAGAAAGGCCGGCGCUGUAGCGAGGCAACGUUCUUACCGAUCGAGUGCCACCGCUGAAGAGGGCGCUAGCGUCGUGUCGGCCAAAGAGACUGAGCAAGAGAGAAGCAAGAGAGCUGGUUGGGUAGGGUGGCCAUGGGGGUGGGGCGAUGUUCUCCGAGCUGUGCAGGGAGACCCUGCGUAAGGCCGCGGUGUGCUACAGUAGCGGCCGCUCGUCUGCCAGCCCCUCGCCCUCGCCGCCUUCCUCGCCGCCGCCCUCGCCCUCCAAGGAGCCGGCCACCUCCUCGCGCUCUCACCACCACCACCAUCACCACCACCAACCGCACCACCAACAACACCACCACCAUCAUCACCACUCGUCCGAGGCCACCAUCGAGACCCGAGAUGUCGGAUGCUCCAGUCGAGCCCAGUCCGCGGGAGAUCACCAUCAACAGGACGCCGCUGGCGGCAGCCACUUCUCCAGGAGGUCGACCAGUCCUCCUGAGAUUCGGGAGAAACGCGCGGCGACGCCGACGAACGUCAGCAGCGGUCGGCGCACCAGCGGCCUCGAGUCGAGGGACGGACGUAGGGCGCCUUACGCUGUCACCGUCGACUACUCGUCGUCCUCGGCUAGGGAGUCUUCUUCUCAGCAGCAGUAUCAUUCCCAUCAGCAUCAUCACCAACAGUAUCAUCAGCAUCACCAACACCACUACCAGUGCCACAGACGCGGCAGAUCCGCUUCGCCGGAGAUGCUACGAAGCUUCAGCUACGAGGAGCAGUCGUCGCAGCAGCAUUCCCCCGGCUCCUCGCCCGAGCCCGACGACAACUCCUCCACCUCUGGCGACGAAGGUGAGUACCAUUUAUGUGACCCAGAUCCGAUGCGUAUUACGAACUCAUCAGCGUGUCCUGGAGCCGCUAACGACGAAAAUGGCCAAAGGUCCAGCUCUGCACACAAUCGUCACUCUCUUACGAAGGAACAAACGAUGCAUUGGUUUGCCCAAAUUGGUUCUGACGAAGAUGCAGAUUUGAGGCGUCGCAGUAGUCAGUUCGAUGAAGACUCCCUCGAUGGCGAUCAUCCAUACGAACACCAAGGUCGAGAGUCGACGGGCGGCGGGGCGAGCGCAAAGGACCUGGACAGGGCGAAGCUGGUGCGCGACAGGCAGAACGAGGAGCGCCAGCGCAAGCUCGAGGAGCUGCGCCAACAGGCCCUCGCGGCCCAGAAAUUCCGAGAGCAGCGCGAGGAGGAGAGGCGCAAGCGCAUCGAGGAGCUCAGGACCAAGGACUACGACAGACGAAGCCAGGUAGAGGAGCGCAAGCGGCUGAUAUGGGAGGCGGAGCGAGAGAGGCGCGAGGCUAUCCUCCGGAAGAACCAGGAACGCGAGGCCCGGAUCGAAGCGAAGCGAAAGAACGAGCGCUCGCACAUCGUCUUCGCGUUCGGCAGCUCGACGCCCCGUAUGCUCGAGCCCGCGGACACCGGCGGCGCGACUUUCUGGGGCACCCGACGAGCCACCUCCACGACCAACGUCAUGAUGUUCUCCGCGGCCCAGCCUCUGACCAGGCGCUCCUCCGAACGCGAACUCGACGGCAGCAAGAAACGCGCCACGUCCGCUGGCGGCCUCGACAGGAAACCCGGAGAAGAUAUGAGAAUGUCCUCGUCCAUGUACGAGGUGUUCAAUUGGAAUUGCACUCCUGAUCCCCCCUUAACUCCUGCGAAAAACAAGAGAGCCAGCCUCUCACUGCCCCCCACGACCGACAUCUUCUCCAUUGACGAUAUGUCAAUGAUCGAUCGUCCGAUGAUACAGCGGGGGGCUAGCGGUGACGAUAACGACGGUACGACGCUAGGCACCCCGGGCUCGGUAGCCGCCGGCUGCGUGACGCGUUACGCAAACCGGCGUCGGACCGACCUGAUGCCGACGAUCCCCUCGCCGAGAGAGAGCAGCAACGGACCUAUCGCCUCGGGUCGUUUAUCCAGCGCCAAGUCGUUCACGCGCAGCCCAGGUAGGACAUACUCGAUGUCGAGGCUGGACCAGCUGGCCCAGCCCCGCAGGCGCACGCCAUCCGCAGCCGCAGCGCCCUCUGCAGCCGAGAGCCUCGCAGCUUCGAGCAUGAGCCGCAGCAUGUCGCACCUAGCUCACGCGGCCUCCGCCGCCAAGGGGACUCCCCAGCAGGCUGGCCAACUUAAGCGCGGCGACAACUCGCGCAGUAUGGGCAACCUGCCGGGUAGCUCGGCCAUUGGCGGCGGUGGCGGCGGCCUGGCCCAUCACCUGAUGCUGCCUCGGCCCACGCGGGCCGAGCGGCUCAGGCGCAAGGCUAGGGAGCAUCAGAAUUACAAUCAGGCAACCAAUGCCGCCAGCCAACACCUCCAGGCUAACGGCUCUCAGCAGACAGGUAUCCGGAGCGGCGAGGCGACGCCGAACAGUCCGUCGCGGCCCCACAGCUCGAUGAGCCAGCAGAGCGGGACAAGCAGUGUGGCCAGCAGCAGUGUGAACCUGCGCCCCCGAACCGGCACCCCGAGGCGUCCAAGGCCCGCCUCAAUCGCCGGCACCGGAGUCAGCGUCUCUUCCUCCGUCGAACGCAACAACACGACGAACGACACGAAGGCGCAGAAGGACUCGAAGCCUCCUCUGCCGAAGGUUCACAGCAGCAGCACGCCGAAGAAGCCGAGCGCGACGUCAACACCAACCUCGGCCAAGUCGGCCAGUGCCUCCACAGCUGAGCGCAAGUCCUCAGCCCCAGGCACGACGAGAAGCGCCCGAGCCUCGCCUCGGGUAACUCCCAGAGCCACGCCUCUGCAGAGUCCGGGUGUAGAGCAUCCGCCCGUCUUGCAGCUUGAUCCCAAGCAAAAGAGCGAGGAAAAGGAGGUGCUUGAUGAGAAGCCCCAGCAGGUCAGUCAAGAGAGCAGAGUUACCGAGCCGGUGCAAGUCGAGGCCAAGAAGGAGGAGAAGCCAGAAGAGCUAGUCGCCCCCGUCAAGGAGGAGGUGGUCGAAGUUGCCCCACAAGCAGUGCUUCCUCCGGUGCAACAGCCUCAGCAGCAGCAGGAGCAGCAGCAACAAGCUCCUGCUCCAGUCGUCGAGAAGAAGGAGGAGCCAAAGGUCGAGAAGAAGUCUCCCGAGCCCGAGGCUCCCGCUUCCGGCGACCUCGAGGAGGUCUGCGACAUGACCGCCUCCAUGAUCCAGAAGAUCCGAAUCACGACCGAGGAGGAGGCCAAGGCUGCCCUGGCUGAGCGCAGAAGACUCGCGAGAGAACAGGCCGAACGAGAAGCUGAACUCGAAAGACAAAGAUUGGAAGAGGAAGCUCGUUUGGAGGCCGAGAGGUUACGCGCCGAGGAGGAGGAGCAGCGCCGCCUCGAGGAAGAAACGUUGCGCCUGGCUCAGGAAGCCCGCGAGGCCGAGGAGCAGCGACUGAAGGCGGCCAUCGAGGAGGCCAAGAAGCGCGAGGAGGAGGACAGGAAGCGCCGCGAGGAGGAGGCCAGACAGAAGCUCGAGAAAGAGGAGGCCGAGCGAAAGGCCAGGGAAGAGGCGGAGAAGCAACGACUCGAAAUGGUCGAGCGUCUCAAGAAGGAGGAGGAGGAGAGGAACGCCAGACGCAAGCGCGUCGAGGCUAUCAUGUCCAGGACUCGAGCAAAGAAUCAAGCCAGCAACGCUCAGAAGGGCGAGGGCAACGACGGCGAAAAGUCGAAGGAGGAUAGCCCCAGCGAGGAGAACAAGCCUGGACCCGGCGACAAGGCUGCCCAGGACCUCAUGACGGCCAGUCUGAUAUCGGAGGCGACUCAGCAGCUGAUAAGCAACGAGCAACGCGCUCAUCAUACCGAUUCGAACAAUUUGCUGAUGGACGAGCUGCCCAGCAACAAUGGCUUGCUGCGCAACGGCGGACACGCCAACGGCAUCGCCGAUUCCUCGGCUAAGCCACAGCAGCAGCUCCUCGAUAACGAAGCCGAGGAGCUCAACGGCCACCACAACAACACGAAUCACGGGAACGGCAUCGACGGACAAACGAUCGCACUCGACAAUGCCACUGUCAAGCAAAACAACGUGACCAACAACCUGUUGGAUCUGUCGGAGUUUGACACUCUGAGCAAUAGCAAUAGCGGCCCGAUUCUGCUGAUGCAGCCGAGCGGCGUCGUCGAGGACAGCCUCAACUCUAAUCUAAAUCCAACUGCGAUACCGUUCACGCCGAGCUUUGGUAUGUCCAACCAGGCCAACACCAAUCCCUUCCAGGACGCCUUCACCAACAACAAGCAGGACAACCAAGUACCAGACCUCCUAUCAUAAGCUAGCCGUUAGAACGUUGCGGUGUCUACUAGAAAACGAAGAUAUAAAGAAGAAGACGGAUCACAGGAAGAAGACGAGAGUCGAAGGGCAAAACGAACUGACGUUGCCCCAAGACGAGACGAAGCAAAGUGAUACGCCCUCGUACAUCUAUCCUUUCUUCUUGCAAAGAAGUGUGUAAAUAAAAUAAUGGGGGGAAGAAGCGAGAAGAGAAGUAACGAGAUACCCGCUAAUGAACAUAGCUAUUAUGGUAAAAUGAGAGUUGCGAGGAUUCAAGAGGCGGCGCGCUUCUUUUGUUUUACGUUUUUUUUUUCUUGCGCGCGAGCGGCUGGAUGAUACGCGCAGGACAGUAGCCUCUCUUCGUGCGCGCGCGUGUCACGUCACUGCAGCGGAAUCCGCAGGAAGUGUAAAAUAAUAUAUAAUGUUAAUUAAUAAUUAAUAAUGGUAAACAAUAAUGAUUAAUAUUAUUAUUAACGCUGGUUAAGAUACAUACGAACGGCGAACUUAGAGAUUCGUACCGUCUCUUGUAGGUUAUACAAAAAAAAAUGCUAACUUGAUGAUAAUUGAGACUAACUUUUUAGUGGAUCUUCUUUUUUUCUUGAUUUCGGAGGGAUAUAUACGACAGAUGAAUCUAUAUAUAAUAUAUAUAUCAAUUUAUCGCGCCUAUCAAAUAUGGUACAGAGUUUCGUUGGAUAUCGUUUUUUUUUUUGCACAUACGCGUUGAAACAGACCCGAAAAAAAGGCGACACCCACGCCCAGAUUUUUUUAUGUUUUCUGUAAUGCUUUUUUGAGACAAAAAAUUAUGUGUUGUAUGCGUUAUUUAUUUAAAUUUUUUUAAAUGUGCAAUCGAGUAAGUUGUAAACUUAAAUCUGUAACUAAUAACAAUGAUGAAGACUUACUCCCAUUUUUUUUAUUUCUUUCAAUGGCUAUAAAGUGUAAUUCUCGGUGUCGCUUGAGCAAUCGGAAUUUUGUACCAAGCCAAGCAUAUUCUGUUUUACAAAGGCUAAGCAUUUUUUCGAGAUAGCUUUGCGUUUUUUAAAUUUGUUCAUUCAUUUUUUAAUUGCAUCCAAUUGUAAAUUUGUUCGUUUGCGUUUCGUCUAUAUCGUCUUUUUUUAUACCGCAUUAUUUUGUAAUUAUGAUAGUCACGAUAAUAAAAAAAAUUUUUGAAGCUGUUUCAUUUUAAAUGUUUAGCCUCCCAUGAAUUGAAUAUAUAUCACAAAGGGUAUAACAAAACCAAUGUAAAGCAUAUUAAGCUUCUUCUUCCAUUAAGUAAUUUCUUUUUUCUUCUUUUUUCGGGGCGUGCGCUCACUAGUCAAGCGAUUUUACUGUUUUUAUCACACUUUGUUCAGAGACUUUAACGAGAGAAAGAUUGAGUGAAUGAGUGUGAAAGAAGGAUGAUUCGAGAAAUUAAAGGAAAACCCCAAUGGAGGUAGACAUUCGAGCUGCAUGAGAAGAGCAAUCAAGGGAAAAGCUAUAUAACCGAGCGGAAAAUUGCAUGAAAUAACUUCGGGUAAUAAUAAGCUAGAUCUUCAUUGUUAAUCGCUAUCUUCUUGAAUUAAGGCAACGUGAAAGUCCACUGUUACCGACUGAGCAGAAAUCCUCAAAUUAUCCUCUCGUUUCUUUUUAUUGUAAGUGAAAUUGUAUUAUUAUGCGCAGUCAGAGUUUAACGCUACCUAGAUUUCAAAACGGAUUCGACGCACUUAAGUCGAACACUUUAAACGUUUGGGUGAUCUGCGAUACUGUAAAUGAAGCCGGUAAUGCGAUUUUCUUUACAAUGAAACGACCGUAAACAAAAAUUCCCCUCGUAGAAUGUGGCUCGAUCGCUAACAGCGUACGUUUUUCAAAGGAUAAUGUAAUAAAUAAAGUACACGAUAACACUGCGAUACUGGCGAUCGCACCUUCGCACAGCCAUUGCAUCAAAAGGGGGGUAAACUCUCACGAACACGAGCACAUACGUGCAGAUUGAACAGAAGUAAAAAAAGAUUGUGCACUCAUGUAUGCACACUCACACACAUACUUUUUUCCGGACGAUCGUUCUGCGAGAUGAUUCAAUAUUUAUUGUAAUGAAAAAUAAAAACGGCAUCUCUUUCACCGAACCCUGCAUCCCGUGUGUAUUUAGCCGAAGUGAAAAGAACUCAUCGACUCUCGCAAUUCGGGAAUUUUUUCAUUCGAAAUAUCAUGCAGAUUAUAAUAAAAGAUGUAUUCGUGAAAAAUUUAUGGCUAUAUAAGCAUACAUGUAUAAAUAUAUAUGUUUUUAUCUUAGACAGUGUAAAGAUUAAAAAAAAAUAAUAAUAAUAAUAAAAUAAAGAUUAAAGUAAAUACAGAAGGCAUUUUAAAAGAUUGGGGGCGAUUGUAAUUUAAAGUUGCGUUACACACGACUACCACAUUAUACUUGUUACGUUUAAUGGCAUUAUGAAUGUGUUACGUGAAAAAUGGGUUGGAAAAUUUUAUUAAAGAGCAAUCGAAUUUAUUGAAAAAGUUGUCCGCGUAUGUGCCCUUUCGUUUUCCUGAAUCAAUCCGAAUUGCAAUGGCAAACAAAAAAUCGCUUUUACAAUAUUGAGAUUCAAUAAAAUUUUCUAACCGGCUAACAUCGAGCUUGCAAGAAACGUUAUACGAUGCGACAUAGUUGCACUGGUGCAUGUCCGUUUGAGCCACGGUUUUUAGUGUUAAAAAAGCGAUUCGCGUGUUAUCGGCUCUACAAGGAUGAAAAAGUAUAUAUUAUAUCCUCACACGUUGUUUCGUUUUUAAGAUUAAGUGAUUGUACUGAUAUAAGAUAUGUUGGGAAUUCGAUCGUUCGAAGGGCGUGUUGAAGAAUCGAAGCACGAAUCCCGUGAAAGAGAAUUGUGUGAUGGUAAUUUAGAAAAAAAAAUUCUUUUAAUUAAACGAAUUCGUUCGACGUUUUGUUUACGUGUAUUCAUUGGAUUAUUCAAACGCGUAUUUGACGAAUAUUACCGAAAAACGUUUCUCGCUCAACAGAUUAUGAAUAUAAAUGGAAAGUAACGAGUACACAGCGCGAUGAGUCACACCGUAAGCAUAAAACAGCCAUUGAUAUAUCAUUUCGCAAUGUGAUACACGUGGAUAUCGUGCGUUACACCCAGAGAACAUAAUACUCAUCGCAUACUACGAGCAAAUUCGACUGUAUAAACACAAUUUAUGUAAUCGAGCGUACAUAAUUCUCUCCUAGGGAUAUAAACAUUGGUGUAUUAGGUGCUGAGUCAUUUUUUCAUAAAUAAUAAAUGUCUGUUUCGAAAGGCAUAGGGGAAACGAGCGAAGGUUCAUUAUGAAUCACAGUCCGUUCGACUAAAAUCACAGUCUCGAUGUCAACUGUGGACGACAAUUAUACAACGUCGCAUAUAGACACACACGUACAUUUUUGCGAUAGCUCACUGUACUCUGUUUGUCUUUCCAACAUCCCCGCGUGCAUGAGGGCGACGUAACUGUACGCGAACAAAAAAGAGUAUAACCGGACGUCGGCGUUUGAGCGAAAAAAAGGGGUAUGUCCCUCCCGGCAAACAUAUAAAAGAAAGAGCAAAUACAUAUGUAUAAACGCAAUCAUUGCACUCCCACUGCCCUCGUACAUGUGAAACAAUUGAUUGCCUUCGUCGGGUGAAAUUUAAUUUUCCGUUUUUGUUUGCGUAUUUUUUGCUUUCAACCGACGCGUUUGGUUUUUUCGCUCCGCGAAAAUAGCGGAGGGAGAAACGAUACGACGAUGGAUAGGUAUACAGACACAAAAGAGUCUCCUUCCCCCCCCCCCCGCGCAUCAGGCUCGUUUUCGACUUUCAUUAGCGAUUCGAAAUUCACAUAUAACAGAGAGCAAUAUCAAUAUUGUACGCGCUUGCGUUUUUCAAUCCGACGUACACAGCUGUGCGAGUUUAGGGAUCAGCGAAUGUUGUUGCAAUUGCUUUUUUUUCAAUACGGCGUCGACGCGAGAACAUUUAAUAUUACCAGACAUGCCUAAAAUACUUCAUAAUGUAAAAAACAAUGCUUGUAUGUAAUAAAUACUUAAUAUCAAUCGUAA